Seminavis robusta is the source of this 876-nucleotide messenger RNA. The record is from the annotation of a GenBank genome assembly. Lineage: Eukaryota; Bacillariophyta; Bacillariophyceae; Naviculales; Naviculaceae.
AUGAUGAGAUUCACCGUACUUGUCCUGCUCUUGGCAGCAUCUGCCUCUGCCUUUACGACGACCGCUCCUUCGUCAACAGCCACGGCACUGCAAAUGACAACCUCCUUGGCGACCGCCUUUAACAAGCCUCCUCGUGUGGUCAGAGAAGAUCUGCCCGUUUUGUAUGUCUACGAUCACUGUCCCUUUUGCGUCCGUGUCCGAGUGGCUCUGGGAAUCAAGAAUAUCAAACACAAUCUCUAUUUUUUGGCCAAUGAUGAUAUCCCCACUCCGACAGCUCUGGUCGGAAAGAAGAUUGCUCCCAUCUUUGCCCUACCAGAAGAUUCGUUGGUCAUGGCCGAGUCGAUGGACAUUGUCAAGUUGGUCGAGAACGAUGCUCGCUUUGGACCCACCAAUGUGAUUCGCCCCGCCACGGAACGGACCGAUAUUAAGGAUUGGCAAAAAUCCGUCCGGGAUUUGCUCCGCAAUUUGCAACGUCCUCGUUACGUCGCCACGGGAUUGUUGCCCGAAUUUCAACAACUCGAUGGACGUCACGCCUUUAUCAAAAAUCAUCAACUCCCACCCUUUGAAAAGAAGGAAUGGAAAGAAGGCGACAUGACGAUGGAUCAAAAACUGACCCUCUACGCCGAAGCCAUGGCCGCAGAUCCGGCGCCGCUCUUGGAAGAAUUGAACCGAAAGUUGGUCGAACUCGAUGAUAUUAUUUACAGUGAACAUUACUGCAGUCCCGGUGGAAUUUGUUUGGAUGAUGUCGAUCUCUUUGCUCGGUUGAGAUCCAUUACCAUCAUCAAGGGGGUCGAAUGGCCCACCAAACUGCGAACGUACAUGGAUAACAUGAGUGCGCUCUCCGAUGUCCCACUCUACGAUGAAAUGGCUCUGUAA